Molecule: messenger RNA, 1776 nt
Organism: Daldinia loculata
Lineage: Eukaryota; Fungi; Ascomycota; Sordariomycetes; Xylariales; Hypoxylaceae
Product: SUR7/PalI family-domain-containing protein
Exons: 3
Coding region: 403-1149 (248 amino acids)
Biological process (GO): fungal-type cell wall organization; cortical actin cytoskeleton organization; septin cytoskeleton organization
Cellular component (GO): plasma membrane; cell cortex; membrane raft
Source: RefSeq, a predicted model, not a curated record
UGAUCAACACACUCUCAAUCGGAAGAGAGACCUUCAACUAUUUUAUUUUAUUUUAUUUUAUUUCGUUUCCGUCUUCCUCCCCUUUCUCGUUCGUGAUAACAACUUUGCGAAAAUCUUACUCCAUCUUACGAUAAUACUAAUCCCUAUCUGGGUUUAUCUGGGUUGUAUCGAUACCUAUUCCCUCAAACCAUCUGCCCCGACCGCCUUUGAUCUCAAACCCUCUUCCGGAUUCGUAUCUAAGACAACCUAAUCUAAGAAAUUGUGUCUUGGCUCUAGUUUCUCCUGGAAACGAAACAGUGUCUUAACAAGUGUAAAAAACAGCUCCUUGUCAACCAUCUUUAUUGACACCACCAGUAACAUCUACGCACUUCAAUCAGGCCUGGCCGGUCAAUAGUAUCCAAGAUGGCGCGUUCAAACGCAUAUCUCGCGCCUCUCUCCCUCAUCUUCCUCGCCGGCUCCCUAGUGAUGCUGUUCUUCGUGAUCCUAUCAGCCGUCACCGAUACAUCGCCCCUAAGACAAACCUACUUCCUCUCGGCCCAGACCGGCGGCAUAACGGGCGCCCGCUCCGUCACCCAGUGGACCUACUUCUACAUCUGCGGUGAAGGCAACACCGACUGUAGCGGCGCAUGGCCUGCCCCUCCGCUGGGUUGGGCCUGGUCCGCAAACCCGGCUAAUGCGCCCUCUUCUCUGACCGGUGCCCAUGGUGGCGAUACUACGAGCUCCUACUACUUCUACAUGUGGCGGUUCGGCUGGGUCUUCUUCUUGAUCGCGCUCGUGUUCUCCGUACUUGCCUUCUUCGCAGGCUUCGUGGCAUGCUGCGGACGCUUAGGCUCAGCCAUCGCAGGACUAGGAGCUCUCGUCGCCUUGUUCUUCCACACCAUCGCCGUGUCGCUGAUGACAGCUGUCUUCGUUAAGAUGCGUAAUGCGUUCAUUGCGAGCGGCCGUGAUGCUAGCCUCGGUCGAUGGGCCUUCGGCUUUACCUGGGGUAGCUGGGCCGCCUUACUGAUCGCCACGAUACUCUUCUGUCUGGGUAUCCGCGGUAGCAACGGUGAGAGUCACACCGGUCGUAGAUGGGGCCGUCAGAGGAGUGUGCGGAGCCACCGAAGCUACGACAUGAACGGCCGACGUGUUAAGGAGGAGUACGCCUAAGUAAGAGUUUCGGGGGUUGUAGCAACCUAACUAUGAAAAAUGAACUAUAUCAAGAAACAAAAAUUCUACAUGCGAAAAGGGGGAAGGAAAAUCAAGAAAAACAAAUUGCGCCAGAUGAAGCAGUAUGAAUGGACGGAUGGAGAUUUUGAGAGUACCACUUCACGCCUCAAGUUUUACGCGUUUUACACGAAGCUUGGCAUAAUGGAUAAUAACGACGAUAAUGACCGACGCAAAGUCACAUACGAGGUACCGUGAGCAAGGAUACGGAGGAAUAGCAAGGAACAGACCAGCAGACAGAGACGAUGGAUGGAUGGACAGUGGAGAAUAUAAUAAUUGAGAUGCCACAGCCAUAAGUUGCGCCUAUGCUCUAUGUAUGCUACAGGUACUUUUGUGCUUACUCGGUCGUUAUGGUAGAUGAUUAAUUGAUUGAGACUAUCUGGCCAGCUUGCAGGCUUGAGUUACAUCGUGAGGGGGAAAUACUUGUGAUGUUAUUGUGGAAAGGAUGUUGACUACAGGUGAUUGAGAGAUGAUCGUGUUUCAUAUAGCUAGAGCUUACUGGUUCUCGAACGCCGUGUCUACAGUAUCACAGAUGCCUACUAAUUGAACAAUAUGUCAACAAUCUGUCAA